CAGCUGAAAGCUGAUGUGGUUCCAAAGACAGCAGAAAACUUUAGAGCUCUUUGUACUGGUGAAAAAGGAUUUGGGUAUAAAGGAUCCACUUUUCACAGAGUGAUUCCUUCAUUUAUGUGCCAGGGUGGUGACUUUACAAAUCAUAAUGGAACUGGUGGAAAAUCCAUUUAUGGCAGUAGAUUUCCAGAUGAAAAUUUCAUACUUAAGCAUGUAGGACCUGGUGUUCUUUCAAUGGCCAAUGCAGGACCCAAUACAAAUGGAUCUCAGUUCUUCAUCUGCACUGCAAAAACUGACUGGCUAGAUGGAAAACACGUUGUUUUUGGGCAUGUAAAGGAAGGAAUGGAUGUCGUGAAAAAAAUUGAGAGCUUUGGUUCCAAGAGUGGAAAGACCUCCAAAAAGAUUGUCAUUACUGACUGUGGCCAGCUGUCCUAGCCUUUUGCCCUACCAAUAAGGACAACUUCGAUGCUGUGAAAAAUGAAUCAUAAAAAACCCAAACAUUUCUGAUCCCAUGAGUAGCACCUAUGGAACCAUACUUUCUAUUUAACUUGGUCCAACUUUUUUACUUAUAUUGAAUAAUAUUGAUUAAAAGCAUAAAACAAUAACUGAAACGUUUUAACUGAGCUACCUUGGUAGUCACACUGUCACACUGGUUUGGUAGAUAGAGUCCCAUUGCGUUUUGAAAGAAGUAGUAGGGUCACCCAGAGCAUAUCUGACUGCAGCAUUGAUGCUGCUCUCAGUAUUUGGAUGUUUCAGGUAUUAGAAUCAGUGGUGGAGUUGACAACUAAGUGUUCUGUAGUUGGGGGUUAGAUACAAAUUGAGAAAUACCAUGUUUCCUUCGGUGCUAAUGAA
This is a messenger RNA of Fulmarus glacialis (Northern fulmar), 849 nucleotides long. RefSeq names its product peptidyl-prolyl cis-trans isomerase F, mitochondrial. Lineage: Eukaryota; Metazoa; Chordata; Aves; Procellariiformes; Procellariidae. The record is from RefSeq and is a predicted model, not a curated record. Gene Ontology annotation, biological process: regulation of mitochondrial membrane permeability involved in programmed necrotic cell death; protein peptidyl-prolyl isomerization; cellular response to hydrogen peroxide. The annotation marks the transcript as partial. The transcript has 5 exons. Gene Ontology annotation, cellular component: mitochondrion. Gene Ontology annotation, molecular function: peptidyl-prolyl cis-trans isomerase activity.